AGAGUCGCCGGGGAGCGGAGCGGCGCAGGCAGCCCCGAUGCUGCGAGCCGAGGGGGGACCUGCGCGCGCGCUGCAAAGCCCGAGAGCGGGGCAGGGGCAAAGCCAGCGCGGCGCCCGCCGGCUGCUGAGGGGAGAGGAGGCGGCAGAGGCCGGCAGCCGGGGGGGUUGCGCUGGAGGGACUCGGCCGGGGAAGCGAGGGCCACUUGGCGCCCGGAGGGAAGGGGCAGAGCGAGACGCUGGGAUCCCAGCUCUGAAGACCAGGGAGCUGCAAAGGGAAAGUGCCGGCCACGGAGGGGACGCAGACAGGAGCCUGCCGCGAGCUCAGCCUCGAGGAGGCGAAACCUCCGCCGGCUGGGGAAAGCUUUGCAAAGGAGAGAAGAUCAAAGAGCGGGUCAUCCUCGGGUGCCAAGCCGGGGCAGCGAGCCCAGCCCGCCCCACCAUGAGGGGCAAGCGGGAGCCCGGCAAGGGACCAGAGGGGCGCGGUUUGCAGCCGAGGUAGCCUGGGCCAUGCAGCAUCCGGGCGGAGAGAAGCGACUGGCUGAGCCCAAGAGGUGGAAACGUUUGGAGGGAAACGGAGGAAAGUUUCGUAGCGUCAGCCGCCGCCGCCUCCAGUUUGGGGCUGGGGGGGCCGCAGCGCGUGGAGCCGUCUGAUGCUGCGCCCCUUUGAUCUGCCAGGAGGGACUUUAUUUGUCCUGAUGCAAAGGGAGCAUUUUCCCAGCUAAAGGGGGGAAAAAGCGGGGGAGCCUCUGCCUUGGGAUAAACGAGCACCGGGCUCUGGAACCGCCUGAGGGAAAUCACCAGCCCAAGUGACUCGGGGGGGGGGGGGGCAGGGAAGAGGAGGAAAAGAAAGCAGCGUGCGAAAAGGGGCAGAAAAGGGGGCGGGGGAGGUGAAGCCCUCUCCCUCGGCUCUUCCUUUCUCCUUUCCCCCUGCAAAUCUUCCCAGAGGGAUCCUUCAGCAUCGGUGGCCCAGGCACCGGAGCCCAGGAAGGGCAGCUACAUCCAAACGUGAUCAGCAAACUGCACGAGAGAUCAGAGGGCCAACCCCCCGCCAGAGGCGAGUCCCCGGGAAGCCAGGCCUCGGGGGACUGUCGGGAAUCUCUCCCCCACUCUCUGAGCGGCUCUGGGCCCUGCCAGGGGCACAACAAUACAGGAGCAGAAGGCUGGAAAGAGGAUUGCAGUUUUCAUCGGCACUUCUUGAUCCUCCCUCUCCUACUCCUUCAGGGACUGAUUUUGUAAUAUUAGCAGGCUGGACUGGGGGGCGGGGGGUGCCUGGCUGCUUGCCUUGCCUGGGCGUGGAGAGGUGGGCUAGCGGGGAGGGCGGAGGAAGAGAUGUCUGGGAUCCGAGGGAAAGUUGUGCUUAUCCUAGGCUUCGUCUUUCUGACAACUCUUCUGGCGGCGGUGAGAGGGCUUCCCCUGAGGAAACAACGCACCAGCAGCCCCCGGGAGCGGAGUCCCAAGCUGAUGGAGGUCUCCACUUCAUCUGACACCCAUUUGAUGCAGGAAGAGGAAAUGCCACAGUCCAACAAGGUUCGGAGCCUGAGGCGAAGUGGGAAGGCUGGACCUCGCAGGCACAAACGCCGAUGGUCGUCCCAGCGGGCUGCGAGGAACCAGCCAGUGCCGCUCUGGCCUGGCGGCGCUAGCAAGGAGGAGAGCACACCCUUUGUGCUGGACUUACAGAACCUGCCAGGGUUGGCCAACGUUGACCUGAGUGCCCAGAACCCAAACAUACAGGUAACCAUCGAGGUGGUGGAUGAUCCCCAGGCUGAGAUAGAGAUGGAUUUGCUGAAGGAGACCAGCAAUGACUGGUCCCUGACCUCCUCUGAGUGGUUGUCCCACAAGGACCUCUUCUGGCCCCUCUUCUGGGAGUACACGGAUCCCACUGAGGAAGAAGAGGAGGACGAGGAUGACAGCUUGGACAGAGAGGAGGAGGAGGAAGAUUAUACAGCAGAAUAUGAGGAAGAGGAGGAGACAGUGCUGAGCGGAGUGGGAGGUGACUGGGACCAGAGGUGGUCAAGUCAGAAGAACUGGAUCUUCAAGGAAAAAUAUAAUUAUGACUAUGAAGAUGAAGAGGAGUGGAGCUCUUGGUCCCCCUGCAGUGUGACCUGUGGUAGCGGCAACCAGAAAAGAACCCGAUCCUGUGGCUAUGCCUGCACAGCCACCGAGUCGAGAACCUGCGACCUGUAUCGCUGCCCUGGAGCAGAUGGGGAGAUGGUCUUCACCACUGACGAGACGCCAUUUGAGGGUGAGAACACCACAGAGAUGUUCAACUCAGAUGUGGACAGCUGUGAGAAGUGGCUGAACUGCAGGAGCGACUUCCUCACCAAGUAUCUGAGCAAGGUGCUGACGGAUUUGCCCAGCUGUCCCUGCUCCUACCCAUUGGAGGCUGUUUACAGCGCUGUGAAUCUACGGGACGAGGGCCAGGGCAAGAACUUCCGCUGGCGGGAUGCCAGUGGGCCCAAGGAGCGGCUGGACAUCUACAAGCCCACGGCCCGCUUCUGCCUGCGCUCCAUGCUCUCCUUGGACAGCACCACGCUGGCUGCCCAGCACUGCUGCUACGAUGAGCACACAAAGCUCAUCACCCGGGGCAAGGGGGCAGGUGCCCCCAACCUCAUCAGCACGGAGUUCUCCCCGGAGCUGCACUACAAGGUGGACAUGCUGCCUUGGAUUCUGUGCAAGGGGGACUGGAGCCGGUACCAUGCUGUUCGGCCCCCCAACAAUGGGCAGCAGUGCGCUGAUAACCCCACUGAGGAGGAGUAUCUCUCCCAGCUGCAGGAGGCCAAGGAGUACUAGCAGAGCUCGGCUGAGUGAUCGGGGAGCAGGAUGUGGCAGGUCCACUACGUAACACUCCAGGAGCACCAGGGGGCCUGUUUCUCUCUCCACCGCAGUGAGGGCCUGCAGGCCACAGAGGCUCUGGAGUCAUCCCCUGCUUGUCACUCCCUUGGAACAACGCAGUCUGGGGGAGAGGCAGAGCGCUUGGCCUUACACGCAAGCUCCCUGUUGGUGCCAACCACAGGGAUUGGUUUUAAAUCUGUCUUUUCACAGUGGCAUCCCAGUUCCUUUCCAGUUUCCAAGGGACCCAGGUGAUCCUUGCUGCCUGAUUGGCCCCAGGGGUGCUGUUCUCACUCCAGCUACUUCUCUGUGGAUAGCACAGGAUCCAUGCGGGUGACAGCUAGAGGCAAUGGAAAGCAGUGGCCUCUGAGGGUGGGGGUGCAUAAAGGGAAAGGGCGCAGCUCCUGUUACUUUUCUAUGAAGUGUUAAUUGCAAUCUCACAAGGAGCUCAGGGGUUUACGGUGAACAUUCUUGGCUUCUGUUUGCUUCAUGUUGCAGCUGGGCUAGUGGAGUUUAAUACACCAACCAAAACUUGCUGUUAAGGCAAAGAGUCAGCAGCUUUAUCAGAGACAUCCGACCAGGCAACGGUAUAAACGCCUGCCUUAGCAGGUACUGGGUCUCCUCUAAAAGGAGGAGUGAGGAGUACGGGGUGGAGUCUCCCGUGGAUCUUACAGUUCAGACUUGGAAAGAAAGAGACUGGGAAAGGCCCACAUGGUGUUCCCUAGGCUCUUGUGGCUGGGGAAUGGGGUAGUGAUGCGGGUGCUGGGAGCUAUGUGAAAACAUGCCCUCUUCACAGAGCUAUUGAGAAUAAGGCACACCUGCUGCCAGGGCCGGGGGCAAAUAGGAACAAACAAGAUCUGGUCUCCACCCAGAGGAGAAGGAAAAGGAAAUGAUCCAAUAUCUGUGUUUAACACCUUGUCCUCACUUCAAAGGGAAUGGGAUGUGGGGAUUGGUAGAAGUUGCAUCAGCAGCCCAUAUGGACACUUGGAUCUCCCUGGCAGGUCAGUUCUCCUGGUGCAUUGUAGUGUUGAGGAGUGUCCUUCCAUCAGAUGGUAUCCACCCACUCUCUUCCUCAGCUCUGCAGAGUGCAGGAGGCAGUCCUGCUGUUUGUGUCUUCACAACGAUGUGUAGAAAGCACCCAAGUCAAAGGAAUCUCUCUGCAAGCCCACACCCUGCCAGGGUGACCAGCUAUGACCAGGGCUUUUGCCCCUGGGGCUGGCCAGUGGUUUUGACACUGUAAGACCAUGUGGAGAUGGGAGCUAGACUCCCGCAUGUGGAUGCUUGCACCAUUGCUGGGUUUUGCCCCUAGAGAGGCUGCAGCCUUAGCCAAUGUGUCUCCAUUGUGCCCCCCCCCCACACACACUGGGGGAGAGCGAGUGUGAUGGACUAGGCCACUCCCUGCAACUUGGCAUCUGGUUAGAAAGAGCAGAUCGGCAUCCGCUCUGUUUCUCUCUGGGCACCUUCAAGGCCAGGUCCCCUUUCCCUCUCUCCCCACUGUCCCCAGUUAUCUACUAGUCCAGUCCCCUGCGUUCCUGCCUGCCCAGCCAUCUCCCUAGCUUUAUCCCUCUCUUCUAGCAGCAAUAGGGAGUGGAGAAUGUUUGGAAGAACAGCAGCUACUGAGUGGGAGGCGCUGGUGUCCUGGAUAGUCACUCCCUGCCCUUGCCCUCAGCAUGUUUUCAUUUCCAGGCUCUUGGGGAAUGGUCAUUGAUUCCAAUCCAAGAGUCCCAUCCUACUGGGGCGAGAAGCAACAUAGGACCCAGCCAAAGGUGCAUGCUUCACCCUCCUGUCACCUCGAUUAAGAACUCGCCGACCAGGGCCCACAAGCCUCUCAUGGACCUGUCUGCUGCUGGGGAUGCUCUCUUGUGGCUGAAGCCCAUCCUGUGGCCAGUUCCUGUGGAUUAUUUGAGGAAGCUGAGGUAUGACCCAUCCCCUUAAGGUUCUUGUGCCUUGCCCACUGCUGACUGACAAGUGCAUGGUGAGCUGGAUCACAGUGUGGCAAUAGCAACAUCUAGUGGUCCCCUAGGGAAAUGGCAAAUGUCAUUCCUAGGAAAAGCUCCAGGCCCAGCAUCUUACGAGGGGCGUGGGGUCCAAACAGGUGAUGGGAAUAAACCACUCACCACUGGGGGGCAGAAAUGUCACUUCCUUCCCAAAUGGUAUCUUCUGCCCAACCCCCUGAAAUGAGGCAGCCCAGCCCCACCUCAUUAGGGAACCAGCAGGUAUGGCUCAUAUAUGCUCUGCCCCUCCGCUUCAGGCUCACUGCUCUGCCUAGGCACCCUCUGUCCGUGACCCUGGGGCUCACGAGCCCUGUUUCAAUCCAUUCCUGCCCAGGAUCUACUGUAGGAGUGAGUAUAGUGGGAUGAACCACACGCUGGUAGGUCCCAAGAGCUGCGCCACCCACCUCCUUAAAACUAUUAAAAAAAAUACACAGACACAAAUUGGACAAGGUAACAUCAGGGACAAGGUGAGACGUUCAUCUCCUAUGACAAAGGAACCGUGUCAAGUGUUUUAAUCCCCAAAUCUGACCCAAGUAGCUAGGGAGGAAAGACCUCCAAAUGCUCAGUACUUUAUUUUCUCCGUCCAUCAUACCCCCCCACUGCCGAGAACUGAAGGAACGCUGUUUUCCUGACCCAAAAGCUGUCACAGAGAGUCUACCUAGUAGGAGUGCAGGGUACUUACUUGCCCUACAUCCAGAGUAGUGUCAUUUCCAGCAGUGGCAAUCUGACAGCAAGACAGACGUGCAAGGAGGCAGAGCUGGUUUGUCCAAACUCAGCUGGCUGCAGGCCAGGGAGAACUGGGAUUUGACUAAUGCAAAAUAGAUACAGAGUAGGAGGAAAUGCACAGAAUAAAAAAUCUGCAUGGGUGCCAUCCUAGUGGUUAUCUUGGGUGUCUCCAGAAUGCCUACUCACAUGACUCGGUGCCUUGCCCUGGCUUUCCAGCUCUCCCCAGGUCCACGUUGGCCUAUGGUAGCUUCCAGCACCCAACAUUCCCAUGGUUUUGACCAAGAGCCAAGACACAAAUGUCUCUUCUGCUGCCUCCCUCGGGGUCUUUAUUUCUGGGUACCCAGCAGCUUAACCUAACAGGCAACAGUUCAGAUCAUCCUAAAUAAAACAACAUUUAUCUGGCAGAGGAAAUAAAGAGAAAAUCAAGGGAAUCUGACAAAGAAUAGGAUCAUGGCCACACUAAGAUUCCAACAAGCACAGCUGGUUAAUCAGACUUUGCUGCAGAAUAUCGAUCAGUCAGGAUAAAACCCUUCAUUGGCAGAAGGUCUGUAUAACUGAUCGCUGUGCAUUGUUUCCUCAUUGUCCCAAUAUCUUUCUCUAGGGUCAGGGAGCACCCAGUCUGUCAGCUCGCUCUCUCUCCAACCCUUCUUGUAAUCGUUGAACCUUUCACUUCUGGACCAUUGUGUUCAAGUCAUCAGUCACCACGUGGAACGCUGUCACUAGUGAAACACAAACCAGUGGAUUUGCCAAGCUACCACAUAUUGGAUUAUUAUUGUUUAAUAAUUAUAGUUCCUUGAUAUGCACAGACCCCGAUUAGCAUGGGAGCCCCAUUGUGAUGAGCACACUGCAAACCUAUAUCCAGACCUGCCCCAGAGAACUUACAGGUUAUGCUGACAAGUGACAUAUGAAAGGUGGGGUGAGAGCUAGAGACAAAAAGACAUUAACGGUAGAUAAACUAAGGGCCAGCUAUAUUCUCCCUGUCCUUUAAACCACCGCUUGUUGGCUGGUCUCUCAUCGACUUUGUGACAGAAGUGGGUCGUAAGGAGGUGAGGGCAGUGGUCGAUGGAUCAGUUCUGGGACAGCAUUCUAUGUGUAAGGGGCAGUGUGGAAGAAGACUUGGAGACAUUUGUGUGUGAAGCAGAUGAAUGGGCGGGUGAAGUUGUCAGUCAUUGGUGGAAGGAAAAGCACAUUAUCCCUUGUCAUUCCCCAGUCUCUCUUCUUAUUGCCUCUUGCACAUCAAAUGCCAUUGGCCCACUUCAGAGGACUCUUGAUCUAAUGUAAUGGGAGGAAUCUUUUUAGCGUCAGUACACAGUCUAUCUGCUUCUUAAAAAAAUGUCCUUUUAAACCUUGCUACCUUUCAAAAAGAUACAGAACUUCCUAGGUGGGGUUUUCGCAUAUAUCCCUUCUGGGAUGAGGGCUUCGGGAUGUUCUCCAGCUUCUUCCCUAGGCUAAGAUGCCAGUGAAUAAGUGACCUCCUUAUAGUAAGGUCUGUUGCAUGUUAAUAACAUCCUGACUCAUGGUUAGUCUGAAUUUAUCAAUCUGCAUAAUCCCAGAAAUGAUGCUAUAAUUCCUGUAACACACACAGUUCCUAUCAGGGGGCUGGUGGGAACUUUCAUAGGAAGGGAUUGCUAUUGAAACCUCCUGGGAUGCUGAGUGGCUAUUCUGCCUCCCUGGUUGGGGAAUUCAGGAAACAUAGACAAGAAUAGAAAUAUGAGGGGCAAGAAGCAGUGCUGCUCCUCACACAAGCACCUUACCCACCCAGGAAGCUUUAUUGAGCUACGCUAGGAAGAGCAGAUGUUUGGGCAAAGGUUUAUUUUUAUAUCCCAAUAAACAGAUUCUGUUGAGCCACAAUUAUUAGAGUUCUUUGUCUCCACCUCCCUUAAUUAUAUUGUUUAUAUAUAUAUAUAUAUAUAUAUAUAUAUAUAUAUAUAUUUCUUUUACUCCUACCAAAUUGCAUAAAGGGGGAUUCUCCUGCAUUCUGACUUGCAAUAAAGCACUUUAUUUAAAAUGUAUGUGUUGUUACUGAUAUUGUUCAGUUGUGUUAAGUUGUAUAUUGCUGAGUGGGUUAGUUACAUUUUAAACAGAAAUGGUGUUGAAUGCUGCAUAAUUUGGGUCCCUGUUCAUAGCUGGAUUGUAAGGAGCCAGACAAAUUUGCUGACUUUCUUCUCUCUCUAUUGUUUGUGUUUGAUAGGGAUGGGCGAACCUCAAAUAGCUCAGAGCCGAGAUACAACCACAUGGUUCAGAUGCUGCUGUGAACCUUGCAGGCUGCAAAUUCCAGGUGCUCACCCUCUCCUGCAGGAAGCCCACAGCAGCCUUUCCUGUGACAUUUUUGGCACUCCUGUGCCCAGCAGAAAUGGGAGAAAAGAGGGGGUGUGGAAACCAGGAUGCCUUUAGUUGCUUUCCAAAUACGACUGGAAUUUUCAAAACUCAAAGGCUUGUGUUGGGAGGGGCAGGGGAGGAAGGAUCAAGGCAGGUUUUCAUUUGAGCCGGUUCGUCCAUCCCUAGCAUGGUAAUGUUUGGUUCCCUUGUACAGUAUUUAUUGUUUGUGGUGGUCACAGUUGCUUAAGAAAUGGGAAAGUAAUUCUGGUGGAUGGGGCUGCACUGUGGAGCUGUGUUGUGUAUCUGAACUGAGAGCAGAGGCUUUACCGAAAGAGAAGCAAUAGUGCACACGUCUCUUACCAAUAAAAUUUAUUGUUAUUACAA
Molecule: messenger RNA, 8252 nt
Organism: Dermochelys coriacea (leatherback sea turtle)
Lineage: Eukaryota; Metazoa; Chordata; Testudines; Dermochelyidae
Gene: ISM2
Product: isthmin 2
Exons: 6
Coding region: 1330-2790 (486 amino acids)
Source: RefSeq, a predicted model, not a curated record